This is a messenger RNA of Stegastes partitus (bicolor damselfish), 2181 nucleotides long. It is a transcript of the gene poln, whose product is annotated as polymerase (DNA directed) nu. Gene Ontology annotation, biological process: DNA-templated DNA replication; double-strand break repair. NCBI's taxonomy places the organism in Eukaryota, Metazoa, Chordata, Actinopteri, Pomacentridae. The record is from RefSeq and is a predicted model, not a curated record. Gene Ontology annotation, molecular function: DNA binding; DNA-directed DNA polymerase activity. The transcript is spliced from 22 exons. The coding region runs from base 1 to 2181 and encodes 726 amino acids.
AUGAAGGCAGAAGAACACUGCAAUGAAUCAGCAGAGAAAACUUCCAAACAGACCGCAUUUUGCAAACCAUGCAAGCGCCAAUGGGCCAAAUGUGGGACUGAUCCAGCCAAGAAUGGGCCCAAAAGUUUCCAUGGGGGGGCUAAUACAAGUGAGGCCCUGACCCAAUCCCAAGAUGGCUGUCUGACUGCAUCCCUGACAUCUGAACCUAGAGUAAAGGAUUUUGGACAGCUGAACCCAGAUGAAAAGAUGAAGAUGCUUGAGACAACUCGGCAGGCCAAGGUGCUGGUGCUAACUAUGGUGUACCGAGAUGGAACAACUCAGUUAGACCCAGAACAGAAGCUCACUCUACCAGUGUGUGGCCUCCUCGUGCUGAUGAAGAGCGAUCUUUCCUGCGGCACGCCAGAGGACUCGCUCGGGCCAAACGACAGUCUGGUCUACUUAAAACUAGAGCACACACCUGCAUGGGCCCAGCAACAAACACAUCCAAGCCCAGAGCUUUUUACUAGAGAUAUGCUGCUACAGGUGCUCACAGGAUCUCAACUGGUGGUGUGCUAUAAAGCCAAGGAUUUGCUUCGCUCAGUUCUGCAGGUUUACAGACGAGAGCUCAACUGGAAGCGAGUGGCCGGCUGUCAUAUCCAGGACCCACAGGUGUCAGCGUGGCUACUGGAUCCCACAGAUCCUUCCUCUUGCUUUCAGGACCUUCUUAAUAAACACUGCAGAAGACCCCAUACCACACCUGCCCUGGGUGCUCAGAAGGUUUCCCAAAUCAUCUCAGGUCUCUGUUGGCUCUACAGGCUUAAUAUGAAGCUGUGCUCUCAGCUACAGAGCCAGGGCCUGUGGAAGCUCUACUCUGACAUGGAGCUGAACAUGAUCCCUGUUCUGGCAGCCAUGGAGAGCCACCGGAUCCAUGUGGACAAAGAGGCACUUAAGAAAACUUCAGACUUACUUGGGACUAAAAUGAAACAGUUGGAGAAGGAGGCCCACCAAGCUGCUGGACAGAUAUUCCUGGUGACCAGCAGCACUCAGCUACGGACCGUUCUGUUUGAAAAGCUGCGCCUUCAUGAGCGCUGUGAGAACAAGAAGCUUCCCAAGACCAUCAACAAACAGCAGCAGUCAACAUCAGAAGCUGCAUUGUUGCUGCUUCAGGACUUGCAUCCGCUGCCAAAGAUCAUUCUGGAGUACAGACAGGUUCAUAAAAUCAAAUCCACUUUUGUUGAUGGGAUUCUCUCAUGCAUGAUGUGCAAGAACUACAUUUCCUCGACAUGGCACCAGACAAGUGCUGUGACUGGGAGAAUCUCUGCAAAACACCCAAACUUCCAGGCCCUACCAAGGCAGCCGCUUCAGAUCACCAAGAAGCAGUACGUCCAAGGAAAGGAAGAGGAGGUGGUGACUGUCCAUCCUCGGGCCAUGUUCAUUCCUCAUGAGGGCUGGACCUUCCUCGCUGCAGACUUCUGCCAGGUGGAGCUGCGUCUGCUGGCUCACCUCUCCUCUGACCCUGAGCUGCUCCGCAUCUUUACCAGCCCCCAGGCGGACGUCUUUACCAUGCUGGCCUCUCAGUGGAAGGGGGUAAGAGAGGAUGAGGUGACAUCUGAGGACAGGGAACAUGCCAAACGCAUCGUCUACUCGGUUGUUUAUGGGGCAGGUCGUGAGCGUCUGUCAGGGAUCUUGGGGGUGAGCACUGAGCAGGCCCGUCUAUUCCAGGACAGCUUCCUCCAGACCUACAGAGAUGUCCAGGCCUUCAUCCAGAGAACCAUCCAGCAGAGCCACAAGCAAGGUUACGUGCUGUCUAUCAUGGGUCGUCGGCGAAACCUCCCCAACAUCAACUCCCCAGACUGGAGCAUCCGCAUGCAGGCAGAGAGGCAGGCUGUCAACUUUGUGGUCCAGGGUUCAGCUGCUGAUCUCUGUAAGAUGGCCAUGAUCAGAAUCUUUAACCUGGUGUCCUCCUCCAGCUCGCUCUCUGCCAGGCUUAUCGCCCAGCUUCAUGAUGAGCUCCUGUAUGAAGUGGAGGACUCCCAUUUGGAACAGUUUGCAGCUCUGGUGAAAAGCACCAUGGAGUCCCUUCAGCGAAUAGACCAUCUAGGAGUCCAUCUCAAAGUCCCCCUAAAGGUGGCGGUCUCCAGUGGCAAGUCUUGGGGAUCCAUGUCUGAGCUUAACAUCCCUCUAACGUUUCCUUCUCCUUGA